UAGUUUGGUAGAGAACGGUGGAAUACAGGACUUGCGUAUUCCAAGACGGGCCUAAUACAUGUCACAUAGAAUUGCACAAGUUCGCUUGGUGCAACUCCGGAUCUCUUGAGUUGUCUCAAAAAGUAGAGACGAGAGGAACAUUUUCUACUUAGUUCCGAGGUGUGCAUGUUCCACUUUAAAUCGUGGCUAAUGGUCACGCCUAGCAAUUUGGCACUGGUGACUACUUCAAGGGGUUUGAGGAAACACUAGAAUCAAAGAGUCCAGAGAAAUUAGACAGCUAUCACGAAAAAGGUCCAUCUUAUGGCAAGAUCGAAAUGCGAGAAGACCACAAGUUAUAUGAGACUAAUUCGCCAGUGGAGGAGAUGAAGUUAGUUGGUCGUCCAUCUCAAGAUCCUGCCUGUUUACCUGAUGAUUAUGUACCUCGAGGAAGCUAUGAAACCCUUUCAUGCAAAGAAGGAAAAAGCAUGGGGAAAGUCGGUGGGCCCUCUCAUGAACAAGUGGGAAUACAUCUUUGCUCUUCAGGAAAUCUUGGCAUACAGGACGCAAGCUUUACAAUUCAACCUUCGGAUGGUUCGGAAGGAUACCUGCACAGAAGGAAGUGUAACAAGAGAUCGUUUUCAAUUUCAAGGAAAUCUCACUAUAAAAUGUGGCCCCAGGAACUCGUUGAAAUAGAUUGCUCCUCACCCUCAGUACAUUCUCUCAUGGAAUUAGAAGAGAGUUUGUCAUGCGUUUCCGCAAACGAGCUUGCGACUGGGCGGGAUGUUAUUGAUCAUUCCAACCACCCGAACAACUUCGACGUCCACGAAAAUCAAAACAAAGGGGAAUCGCGUUGCUCAUUCAUGAGGAAUAACCGAGUCACAAUAAUUUCAUUUGUGGCGGUGUUUGUAAUUACUGCGAUUGUACUUGCAAUCUUUGCUCUCGUUAUAGGGAAAGAAAAGAGCGCUUUUCCGACCCCAGAGGUAAGUGAGAGAAUACAUUUUGGAUCGUGUUUGCCUGAACAUAUACGAACAACUUCAAUUUCUAAAUUGCUAUUGGGAUAG
This is a messenger RNA of Stylophora pistillata, 1040 nucleotides long. RefSeq lists its product as uncharacterized. Gene Ontology annotation, molecular function: nerve growth factor binding; death receptor activity; coreceptor activity. NCBI's taxonomy places the organism in Eukaryota, Metazoa, Cnidaria, Anthozoa, Scleractinia, Pocilloporidae. Gene Ontology annotation, cellular component: cell surface; plasma membrane. The record is from RefSeq and is a predicted model, not a curated record. Gene Ontology annotation, biological process: Rho protein signal transduction; positive regulation of JNK cascade; positive regulation of canonical NF-kappaB signal transduction.